Molecule: messenger RNA, 8455 nt
Organism: Xyrichtys novacula (pearly razorfish)
Lineage: Eukaryota; Metazoa; Chordata; Actinopteri; Labriformes; Labridae
Source: the annotation of a GenBank genome assembly
ACAGUCUGUGGUGUUAACCCAUGUAAGCGGAUGUUGACUGUUAUCAGAGGGUCGGAGCUGAUAUUAACUUCAGUCUCACCGCGGACGGGCUGCGUUUCCUUCAUAAACAGGUACAUUUGCUUUCAGCACUUUGACAGCUUUACCAUUAUCGUGCCAGUAUCUAGAGAUGCUAUAGACAUAUAGUAUACAGUAUUCUUCUCUUUAGGGGCAUUAAUUUCAGUCUAAUGAUUCUCUGCCUUGAAUGGCGACGCUUGAUAGCUCACGACAGCUAGCAACACGCUGUGCUUUGAGGUUAGCUAAACAAACACAUCUCUGUCCACCAAGUUUUCUCACCAGCUGGAUACAAACAUGAUAUCACUGCCAGUUAUUUUUAUAUAUUAUUUGUGAAAACCUACGUGAGGAAAUACAAGUUUCUUCGACCUGCUGAUUAGUACAACACACAUAACGCCUCGUCCCUGUUGCCGUUAGCUCCAGUCACCUAACGGUAAUAACAGGAAUGAUAAAUACAUAUAAUUGAUACGCGCUUCACACAGUGAGGUGAUAUCAGCGCCGUUUUUCACUGGCAUCGAUUACGCAACUAAGUUAUUCAGGGUUAGUUGUGCAAGUGGCUUUGAGCUGGAUUAUCUGGGAAAGGAUUAAAAAAACAACAGCUAGCUAGCCAGUUUGUUAGCAGGGAGCGUUAGCUUCCAUUUAGGUAAAUUCAUUGCAGUAAAUCGAGCUUAUCACUUAACACAGUGGUUCUCAACUGGUCUCACUCUGGGACAUACAUUUUCCCAUGGUCCUUAAGUCGCAACCCACUUUCAUAGAAUUCAAACCAAGCGAAUAAAUCUUUUUUAAUUAAAAAAAAAAAGCUUUAAAGACUCUAAACUUUAACAUAAACCCACUUGUUUUAUUGAGUAAAGUGCAUUUUAGAGCACAUGAAGAGGACAGCAUGAGGACGACAACUACUGAAGUUGCGUAUACAGAAAAUUUUGAGUAUCUAAUAAAUAUCACAUUAAGUAUUUACUUUUUUUUGACCAGCUGUUCGUGACCCAUUCAGAACGUGUUUGCGACACACUUUUGGCUCGGACCCACCAGUUGAGAACCACUGACUUAACACACGUCAACAUGUGUGCUUAUCUGCAUUUAGGUUAAUCUUCACGGUGUUUUGGGUUUAAUGACAUUAUUUAGUUGUUGUUGAUCAAUUCUGUCCUCCUCAGCUCAGCUAUUAAAGGAGCACUUUCAUGACUGUUAUUGGUGAGAAAACAGCUCUUUUUCCAGUCUGAGUCACAUCCUUUAGUAAUUAUGGUAAUGUUCAUGUUGUUGAGUUUAUUACUUUCCCUUCAGAAGUUAACACAACUUGCUUAUCUAACAGCAGUCAGGAGCAUAUCUUUAUAAUUCAGUCCUGUUGUAGCUACAGUUUCGUUUGUGAAAAAUCUAAUAUUUACCCACUGGUUUUAGAAAUAAUAAACACUGUCAUAAAUUCAACUUUAUGAAGCUUAUACUUUUUUAGUUUUCGAUGAUAUGGUCAGACAGGUGACAGUCGUAGUGGGUGUUGUUGGUGUCCCAGAGUUGAACAUAUUUAAAGGUGUCCCUAAUACAAAUACUCCAGGACCCCAACACCAACAAACUCACAAUUUUUUGGUUAAAUACAAAUUAUAAUCCACAAUACAAUCUUGCUCCACACAAACUGAGGAAUGUUGUUUCUUUUGAAAACAAGGCCAUUACACACCCUCUUUUUUUCCUGUUACAUCUUUCUUGCCACAGUCAUUUAAUCUUUUCAGUUAUAUUGCCCAGCCCUACCGCAGGUUAACUGGUAUUCUGAAAUGUUAUGUUGAGGUUUGUUGAAAGCUGCUCUCAGCCGCAGCAUGCAUUAUUUAUCCGGAGAGAGAAAUCAAAUUCCUGCAGGAACUCGAACCCUGAACCAGAGAGCUCUCACCGCUGUUGUCGCUGUUAACAUUUUGUGAUUUUUUUCAUCUUCCUUCAAACCAUUUUGCAUCAAUCAGUUUGUUCUAGACGCCUCCCUAUCUUCCUCAGUUGUUCUGACCUUUAUGGUGCUCAAACAAAGCUCUUGAUUAGCCUUGGUGGCGGUUGAUGGAACAUUUUAUGGCUUGUGAGAUGUUUGUCAGAGAGUAAUAAGCUUUGGUUCCCCCUUUUUUUUUAUAUCACACAGAGCUAAAGUCCACAGAGCGCUUUGAGCAGCAUUUUCAACGCCUUUUUCCAAAUACUCAUCUGGCCAGUAUGUCCAAUGAUCCUCCUCCUCCAUACCCUGGAGGUCCCAGCGCCCCGCUCAUUGAGGAGAAGAAUGGACAACCAGGUAUGUUUGUAUUCAUUUCAGUUGGGGUUGCCUCAGUGUCUGAAAUUAUUGUGGAUUACUUUGCGAUUUGUUCGUUUUUAUUUGUGAUCAUCAAAAUGUGGGGAAUAGAACCUCACAAUUUUUAGUUUGUACAAGUUAGUUUUCAAUCAUCAUGCCUCGAAUAAACCACAGAGAUUUAAAGAUGUUUUUGAUUGCCUGCUUGAGUUUGAAACAUUUCUACACCUGUCAUCUUCUUCACAUGUGGGGCAGCCCCUGUAAGAACUGCACCUAUACAGGGACAGCCGUUACCUCCAGACUAUGGUCCUCCACCUUAUGAGGCCCCGGGGCCUGGCUUCCUUCCCCCACACGUCCCUGGAGAAGGACCCAUGCCAAUGCCAAUGCCUCCACCCCCACCAGGUAUCGCACACAGUCUCUAGACUCCAAAAGUGCUUCUGCUUGUGAUCAAGUUGUUGCUGGUAAUUCAGUUAUCAUGAGACAAAACUAGCUCAUAUUUGAACCAACAUAUUAGUAAAAGCUGAUCUCUGUCAACAGUAAAUUGAGUGUAAUGUCCUUCUGUACAGGGGGGCACUAUCCACCUCCACCUGGUCACUACCCUCACCCGAUGCCUGGACAGAUGGGUCCAGGUCCUGGUCAUUUUGUCCACAUGGGAGGCCACACAGCAACCGUCCUGGCUCCUCCAGGAGCAGCCACCACUGUGACCGUACUGCAGGGGGAAAUGUUCCAGACCUCGCCGGUGCAGACCGUGUGUCCGCACUGCCAGCAGGCCAUCGUCACCCGCAUCUCCCACGAUGUCGGACUCAUGAACACACUCUUUUGCCUCUUCUGCUUCUUUGUAGGGUGAGUAGAUAAGGGGCCAAGGAGAACAUGGGUCACGUGGCCUGCUGUUUGUCAGGGUUUUGUUACAUUAACAACCCUGCUUUAUGAUUAUGUUUCAAACACGUUAGACUUUUCAAAUCUGGUGUUUUUUGUCUUUUAAAAUGAGCUUGACCCACACAGCCAUAACAUUCUGAUCAUUUGCCUUAUACUGUAUAAGCCCACAUCCAGUUCGGACAGAACCAGCCAAAGCACCCCUGACCUGAUGAGACACGGACCUUAAGUCAGCAGCAGAUCCUUUUAGUCCCUAAACUUGUGAGUCGGGGUCUCCAUGGAUAAGAUUGGUUGUCCAGCAUAAACAGAGGAAUCUGGGGAAUUCAGCGGUCCAGUCAACACCUUGAACUCAUCAUCAUUAUGUUCCUCCAGGCCACCUUCUAUUCAUCGCUUCACAGUCUAGAUCUGGAACACUGGCUAGUCUGACACCUUCCUCUCAAAACCAGCUUUCACUUUUUCCAGUUUGAGCUCUUGGAGCUCUUCUGUUGAAUCAGGCUACAUGGACCAGCUUUAACUCCCUACAUACAUAAAUGAGGGUUGUCCUGUGAUCCUGUUGAUGGUUCACUACCUCACAAAAGCUGCUGUCUCGGACACACUCUGAUCCAGGCAUCUUGCCAUGAUAGUUUGGUCAAAAUAUUUGGCUCUCAUCCUUAUUAAAACAGCCUGCUUCCCUGUGUUUAAUGAUCUACUUCAAGGACACAGUGUUCAUUUGCUGCCUAACACGUCCCACCCACUGACAGGUGCCACUGUAAAGAGAUCAUCUCUUGGCCCAUUUUAAGGGGGGAUUUUUGCACCUCCGGUGGGUCUCAACUGCAAUGUGUAACUCAUGGAGGCAUAAGGCUGGGGCAAAGUCGAUCUUCCCUUGGAGGUAGUAACAGAGGCGUAAUAGGAGGAAGAAGGCGGACAUGUUUAGUUAGCAGGGAGGAUCAGCGCUCCCUCUGUGUUUUCAAGCUGUGCCUCCUGUGUUUCCACAGUGUUGUGAUGCAAUGUGUAAUCACACACUGGGUCACCAAUUUUAAAGCAUUUCAGGGAGCAGAGUGUGAAGAUGGAGUGAUGGAGGAACUCGGUUCAAGCUGUGGUUCACAGUUGUAGUGUUUAAGAGGCUGAUGAUGUUGACUUCAACCACCAGUAGUAGAUGUACACUCACCGGCCACUUUAUUAGGUACACCAUGCUAGUAACGGGUUGGACCCCCUUUUGCCUUCAGAACUGCCUCAAUUCUUCGUGGCAUAGAUUCAACAAGGUGCUGGAAGCAUUCCUCAGAGAGCUUGGUCCAUAUUGACAUGAUGGCAUCACACAGUUGCUGCAGAUUUGUCGGCUGCACAUCCAUGAUGCGAAUCUCCCGUUCCACCACAUCCCAAAGAUGCUCUAUUGAAUUGAGAUCUGGUGACUGUGGAGGCCAUUUGAGUACAGUGAACUCAUUGUCAUGUUCAAGAAACCAGUCUGAGAUGAUUCCAGCUUUAUGACAUGGCGCAUUAUCCUGCUGAAAGUAGCCAUCAGAAGUUGGGUACAUUGUGGUCAUAAAGGGAUGGACAUGGUCAGCAACAAUACUCAGGUAGGCUGUGGCGUUGCAACGAUGCUCAAUUGGUACCAAGGGGCCCAAAGAGUGCCAAGAAAAUAUUCCCCACACCAUGACACCACCACCACCAGCCUGAACCGUUGAUACAAGGCAGGAUGGAUCCAUGCUUUCAUGUUGUUGACACCAAAUUCUGACCCUACCAUCCGAAUGUCGCAGCAGAAAUCGAGACUCAUCAGACCAGGCAACGUUUUUCCAAUCUUCUAUUGUCCAAUUUCGAUGAGCUUGUGCAAAUUGUAGCCUCAGUUUCCUGUUCUUAGCUGAAAGGAGUGGCACCCGGCGUGGUCUUCUGCUGCUGUAGCCCAUCUGCCUCAAAGUUCGACGUACUGUGCGUUCAGAGAUGCUCUUCUGCCUACCUUGGUUGUAACGGGUGGUUAUUUGAGUCACUGUUGCCUUUCUAUCAGCUCGAACCAGUCUGGCCAUUCUCCUCUGACCUCUGGCAUCAACAAGGCAUUUCCGCCCACAGAACUGCCGCUCACUGGAUAUUUUUUCUUUUUCGGACCAUUCUCUGUAAACCCUAGAGAUGGUUGUGCGUGAAAAUCCCAGUAGAUCAGCAGUUUCUGAAAUACUCAGACCAGCCCUUCUGGCACCAACAACCAUGCCACGUUCAAAGUCACUCAAAUCACUUUUCUUCCCCAUACUGAUGCUCGGUUUGAACUGCAGGAGAUUGUCUUGACCAUGUCUACAUGCCUAAAUGCACUAAGUUGCCGCCAUGUGAUUGGCUGAUUAGAAAUUAAGUGUUAACGAGCAGUUGGACAGGUGUACCUAAUAAAGUGGCCGGUGAGUGUAUAUACUGGUGUGUGUGAAAUCCAGAGUGAAGCAUUUAUCCCAGAAGAUGGCACUAUAAUCCAGCAGUUCAAAUUGGAUUCCCAACUUACAAGUUCAACACCACACAAAGGAAAAUUUGUUUGGUGUUAAACUUGUGGUCAGCUGCUUUCGGGGCUAAAUAUGUAAAGAGAUCUGAUGUUUGGCUGCUGGUCACCAAAGCAAAAGACAAGGAGGAAGUUAAGAUACAACUACAAGUAUCAACAGUGGAACCAAAAGGCUGAUUUUUAAGGAGGCUCAAUAAUGAUAUCGGUGUUGAUCAAGAUUAACCGUCCCUGAUCAUGACCAAGUGCAACAUCACCAACCUUACACAAUGGUUACAAAACACAACGUGUGACCUGGUUUAAGGAUAGACGUGUGCAAGGCAGGGUCAGCGCAUCUACGAGAUAUCAGUCGCCUCUAUUUUGUGUUUGUUUUUCUUAACUGCAUUUCUUAAAAAUCUGUCCUUCUUUGUUUCAAGAGUGGUGUUAAUUAUCACCAAAUUGUGUGGAGAAAUAUCUCAGGAUUAAAUAUACCGGGAUUUUUUCCCUGCACUUGACCAGUUUUUAUGCAAAUCAUGGGCAUCGGUUUAUGGUGUGCCACAUGCAAAUAAACAAGGUUCUGUGGAAGACAACAUAACCUAGCUGAUGUCAUUCAAACAGUUUUUGCUGGAGUAGUAUGCAUGCUAAACUUCAGUUUUUCUGUUAUCUGUGUAUGUUGCCUUCAGAGGUGAUCAAGUACAUUGACAAGAACUGUGUCAUUCCAGCUGCCUGUGUCACAAUAGUUGACUUCUGCCUGUUUACGCAAUAUUCUCCAGUUCUUCCUUCUGUAGGUGAAUUUCUUUGCAACAGUAUUGAAUGUCUUUUCCUCUUUUCUUUUCUUUUUUUUAGGUGUGAUCUUGGCUGCUGCUUGAUUCCCUGUCUGAUUGACGACCUCAAGGAUGUGACACACACCUGCCCUUACUGCAAGGGUUACAUCUACACAUAUAAACGUAUAUGCUAACCACCGACGGCUGUAUGCUCCAGAGACAUGCACAUGCACACACACACAUACACUCACAGACCCUCCUGCUGGUAGUGACAGGCUUCUCCCCCCUCCUCCAUUUUUGCAAAGUGUUGUGUAGCCCUCUUAAAUUGUAAGUGCAGUUUUCUCAUUAGUUCACACUAUAUUUACUGUAUAUAUCUUUCAGCCGAAUUCUUUCAUGUAUAAAUAUGCAUUUGAAAUGUACAGAUCUCACUGAUCAGAUAAUGUAGAGCACCAAAUCAUCCACAGAGAUGGAUAGGCAGCAGGCACAGGUGCGUCUGAUCUUUUAUUGGAAACCUGAGGAGACAGCUGAUAAUGUCCCCGAUCAUGGAGACAGUCUCACCUGAGGAGACAGCUUAUAAUGUCACGCAUGUUAAUGGAAAAAAAAAAACACUCUGUAUAAACAAGCAGCCUUAGCUAGAGAAAGCUGUGAAAAAUGGUCACUUUAUUUGCAAUCACCUGUGAAUCCUGCCGAGAAGGAAGCGUAUUCAUUUAAAUAUGCUGGUUUAGCUUUGUGUUCUUUAAUUUAUUGAAAAUAUUUAAUCCAAUAUUUUAACAAGCUAAUAUUUAGAACUGUGAACACCUUAUUUGUCUGUCUGAUAACCGUCUUCUAACAGACCUGUUUUUUUUUUCCUUUUAUUAUUACCCCUUUUGAAUGUUAUCACACUAACAAACCAUUUUUAGGCCAGUGAGCUGGUGUCUUUUGUUUGUUUUCAGGACGACCAGGAUUGAUUUAACUUUCUCUAACUUAUAUUACUCUCCUGGGCUUCAGUUAUUAGUUAUAUGACUUAGUGGUUUAUUGUUGAGCUGUAAACACAUUUGAAUCCCUCUGUCCUUGAUGUUUUUUAAUUUGGUAAUAAAGCCAAGAUUUGCACUUUAAGUUGAAGUUAAAAUCCCACCCCUUCUGAUGCAUUCUUAAAAACCAUCAACCUCAGCUGUCACUGGUGCUUUAGAAAAGUUACAACCUAUACAAAAAUACAACCUAUCAUGAGAACAGGCAGUUUAUCAUUUUGGAUUCUACCUGUUUUUUUUUGUUGGCCAAUGUAUGCACUUAGUCAGAGUACAUACAAUCAGAGUGGAGCUUGCAGGCAGUGUAGUACUGGAGACAUUUUGCAUGUCAGCUCAGUUAUUAUCACGUGUCCUCUCACUCUGUUUGUCUGAUUCAGUGCUCCACAGUAGUUUAUCUUUGAAGUUUUACUGUCGGCUGAUUAACUGUUGAUGCCACAGUACACAGGUAGUUAGUUUAAAAUCACAAGCAGGCAAUCACCUCCAAAAAAAGUGUGUUUUCAAACUACAGUUGUGGCACCAUCAUCACAUCUGUUUGGCCUGUAAACCCUCCUGAUAUGACAUCAACCCUUGAAGAGUACCUGCAUUGCUCAGAUGCAUGUUAGAUUACUGAUUUAAAAAAAAUGUCUUUGGACUAAAUAGAGACUUCUAGGAAUAAGCUUCAGAUAAAUGAUUGUAUCGCACAUCUUGAAAAAUAACAUAGUGACUCCAGUGAGAUUACUACUAACAACGAAUCAACUAAUGUUCCAGCACAGCAUGCCUAAACUGCCAUUCACCUUUACUCACCAAGUGCAGAGUUUGUCUGCAUGGACCACACAUCAGAAUAAAGAAAUCUCACCGGCUAGCUCCUUGACUCUUUGGGUUUGAAUUUAUCCUCAUUAAGGCUAGCUAAGCUGUGCAAGAAAGUCGAUUUUCAGUUGAAGGAUUGCAUUGAACUUUUAAUACAAAGUACUGUAUGCCAUUGUUGUGGAUAAUGCUGGUAUGCAUUGCUCUCUAAAUGUCUGUGAUAUGUAUAACUAUGUAAGUCAGAAAUUUGUUUGACUGUUGUAUACAGUUACUAUUUUAUCAAUAAAAGUCAGAAGAAGAUCUUUCAUCCAAACUUUAA